AGACCCAUCCACACCAAGGCGGCCAGCUGCACCCCAGGUGCCCAGGUGGUGAGACACAUCAGAGCACUAGGCACAGCAGCUGACACCACAAGCGUGGCCAGCAGACGCAGACACCCACCCACUUCUCUGCUCCAUCUUCUGCAAAACAAACCCAAAGUGCCCACGUCCCACUGGUGACGAGAUCGGAUCCUACAAAUGUCUGGCUCACUCCAAAGAAUAUCACCUUUCUUUCUAAAGAUGCAUUUAUUGUGUAAAAAGGAUUUCUGCGAGCCUUCCGGCAAGUCUUGAACGUCGCAGGUCACACAGGGUGUGACUUCGCCUGCACCCAUCUGCACCAUGGAGAUGUACCCCGGCACCCACAACAGCGCCUCCCCGCAGCUCAAUCUGACCUCAGCGCUUGCCGGCACUGCCCGGGUGAACCAGACAGGCGAGCUCUCCGAGCAGCAGUACGCCAUCGGGCUGUUCCUGUCCUGCCUGUACACCAUCUUCCUCUUCCCCAUCGGCUUUGUGGGGAACAUCCUGAUCCUGGUGGUGAACAUCAGCUUCCGGGAAAAGAUGACAGUCCCCGACUUGUACUUCAUCAAUCUGGCAGCAGCGGACCUCAUCCUGGUGGCCGACUCGCUGAUCGAGGUGUUCAACUUAGACGAGCAGUACUACGACAUCGCCGCGCUGUGUACCUUCAUGUCCCUCUUCCUGCAGAUCAACAUGUACAGCAGCAUCUUCUUCCUCACGUGGAUGAGCUGUGACCGCUACCUCGCCCUGGCCAAGGCCAUGCGCUGCGGCCUGCUCCGCACGAAGCACCACGCCCGGCUGAGCUGCGGCCUCAUCUGGAUGGUCUCGGUUUCCGCCACGCUGGUGCCCUUCACCGCCGUCCACCUGCGGCACUCUGAGGAGGCCUGCUUCUGCUUUGCAGAUGUCAAGGAGGUCCAGUGGCUUGAGGUCACCUUGGGGUUCAUCAUCCCCUUUGCCAUCAUCGGCCUCUGCUACUCGCUCAUCGUCCGGGCUCUCGUCAAGGCCCACAAGCACCGUGGCCUGCGUCCCCGGAGGCAGAAAGCCCUUCGGAUGAUCCUAGCCGUGGUCCUCGUCUUCUUUAUCUGCUGGCUGCCUGAGAACAUCUUCAUCAGCAUUCACCUGCUGCAGCGGGCACAGCCGGGGACUGCUCCCUGCCAACAGUCCUUCCGCCACGCCCACCCUUUGGCUGGCCACAUCGUCAACCUGGCGGCUUUCUCCAACAGCUGCCUGAACCCCCUCAUCUACAGCUUCCUUGGGGAGACCUUCAGGGACAAACUGAGGCUGUACAUUGAGCAGAAAACAAACGUGUCAGCCCUGAACCGUGUCUGUCAUGCUGCCCUGAAGGCAGUCCUUCCAGACAGUGCUGAGCAGUCAGACAUGAAGUUCAGCAGUGCAGUGUAGGCACCCUGCUGCAUGGACAGAGACUUGAGUGCAUCUCCCACAGGAUGCACGCUAGGGCAGGGACUGGCCACACCACACCUGGCCUCAGAACACUGCCAGGGAUGCUCCAGUACCUCAGCUGCAUCACCCUCAGGGCCCUAGGAACCGCACCACAUGCUGCCUCGACUGUACAUGUCUGCACACAGAGCUGUCACUGUCCACGCAGCCCACGGUGUAAGGUCACAGGACUGCAGGAAAGGGCUCAGGACCAGCGUGCACUCAUGCUCUCUCUGCAUGCUGAAUCCUGCACAAGACAUCUCUGAUGUUGGUCAAUGCAAAAGAAGGGGGCACCUUAGACAGAACAUCUUAGUUUCAAGGUACAUCUGCCAUCAAUUUGCCAUCUUGGGGAGAAAAUGAAGUUGGAGCCAGGAACCACUUGGUGGAUCUACACCAGGUACUGUGGUACAAUUCCCACUGGGGGCUUGUGGUUUUCUUGUGCAUGCUAGCAAGCACACCCCGAGUCAGAGGGGAAGCGAGGCACUUCUCAGUACACACCUAGCAUUCCUCACCCCUCAGAGGGCCACCCCACCAGCACCUGCUGGGUGUAUGACGGCUGCUCAGCCACAAAGGUUCUACUCGAAACAGACACCUGCCUGCCCGCUCAGAUCCUCUCCAGAAGCUGUUUGUUUACAAUCGUCUGUACCUGCACAGAGGUGGAAGGAGACUGGGAGGGUGUAGCACAGAGGGUACCCAGCAUGCUGAGGAAUGUAAACAGCUCUCACUAAAAUGUAAAAACCAAUGAUUGCUGGGAGUGCUCAGCCCUUCUCAAUAAAACAUAGUCAUGUGCCAACUCUUCUAGUUUUUUACCUAAGUAGCUCCCUAACAGGGCGGGGUGGGGCAGGACUCUCAGCCUGGCAGCUGAACAAAGCACACACAGGCCCCGAGGGUCACAAGGCUCACGCCCCACCUAGAGAACUCUUCUAGAGGCCAGCACCUAGAGCCAGCCACCUGGACACACCUGGCACAUUGCUGCACGAUCUGUGGGGACCAGGAUGAGCUUCACUGUAGAUGCCACACAUGCCCUGCUUUCCCAGGAGGCUCUACACGGUCCACUCACAGCCCUCAGGAGGUAGUUGGCUGGGCCCAGCCUAAAGGAGGACGGCAGGUUGAGGUCCCACCUCCGUGGGCUCCCACUCCUGGCCUCCCGCCCUACUCAGGGCCACCUUCUGGGAAGUGCCCUGCACAGGCCCAGAGGCCCUCCCAUGGGCAGGGCCUCUGGAAGCAGAACAUGAGGUAAUGUUUACAUGACAGGAAAACAAGCCAUUUUUAGUUUUAUUAGUUUUUUAUGGGUGACAAUCUCUGGGAGAGUACUUGCCCCCUGCAAACCUCUGCACUUACCAAACUGUGGCCUUGCAGAAGUACCAUCACUAGCACUGAGUCCCGCUCAGGACUUGCUUUCUAAAUACACACCCCAGGUCUAAGGACAAGGAGACCUCUAGGGGUAGUAGGUUGUACAGAGUCAGCAUGGGGAACAGACAAGGCUUGCCUGGGGCACUGUGCCCUACCUCUAGGG
Messenger RNA from Manis pentadactyla (Chinese pangolin), 2965 nucleotides. RefSeq names its product G protein-coupled estrogen receptor 1 (gene GPER1). The record is from RefSeq and is a predicted model, not a curated record. Lineage: Eukaryota; Metazoa; Chordata; Mammalia; Pholidota; Manidae. The coding region runs from base 337 to 1413 and encodes 358 amino acids. Gene Ontology annotation, biological process: G protein-coupled receptor signaling pathway. The transcript has 2 exons. Gene Ontology annotation, molecular function: G protein-coupled receptor activity. Gene Ontology annotation, cellular component: membrane.